Messenger RNA from Gadus macrocephalus (Pacific cod), 4132 nucleotides. RefSeq names its product laminin subunit beta-3-like. Gene Ontology annotation, molecular function: extracellular matrix structural constituent. NCBI's taxonomy places the organism in Eukaryota, Metazoa, Chordata, Actinopteri, Gadiformes, Gadidae. The transcript has 23 exons. The record is from RefSeq and is a predicted model, not a curated record. Gene Ontology annotation, biological process: basement membrane assembly; cell migration; substrate adhesion-dependent cell spreading. Gene Ontology annotation, cellular component: laminin trimer. Bases 125 to 3664 code for a protein of 1179 amino acids.
CAGGUGUGGGUGAGGAGUGUUGAUUCAGCGGAGCAGGGUGUGGUGGCGGAGCAGGAGGGUGUGACUGACGGUGUUUAUAAGGCGCUGUCCCAGGCCCUCACACACAUUCUGAUACACACACCUGAUGGAACUAACCGACCGCUCCACCACAGAACUCUGGAUUGGAUUGAAGAAGAUGAAGAGGCUGCUGCUUGUGAUAGCAGCACUGGCGGUGGGUUCCUCCGCCCAGACGGACUGCUUCCGGGGCGCCUGCUACCCCCCCACCGGGGACCUGCUCCUUGGGCGGGCCGACCGGCUCCACACCUCCUCCACCUGCGGCCUGGCAGGCUCCGAGGUCUUCUGCACCCCCUACCAACAGUGGAGGAUGAAGUGCUGUCCAUGUGACUCCAGGAACCCAGCGUCCUCUCUGGCUCACACCGUGCAUGACGUCCUAUCGACCGCAGGACCAGACAGGUGGUGGCAGUCCAAGAAAGAUGUGAAUCCGGUCUCUAUCGAGUUGAACCUUCCCAACCCUGUCCAGCUGGACCACCUGAUCCUCAACUUCAAGGGCCCUCGACCCGACGCCCUGGUCAUCGAGAAGACCCUGGACCAGGGCCGCAGCUGGCAGCCCACCCUCUACAUCGCCUCAGACUGCCAGGCCUCCUUUCCCGGGGUCUCCACGGCCACACCCCACAGCAUGGAGCAGACCUACUGCUACACCCUGCCCCCCGCCGGGCCCAGCCACUACGGCGACCAGAAGAUCCAGUUCAGUCCGUUGCAGCAAUACUCCUUUGUCUCCGCUCCUGAAGCCCAGAAGAUAGAAAGUCUGUCGGGGCUGACGGGGCUGAGGGUACGGCUGACGGACCUGGGAGAUGUGCCCCGCCUGCCCGGCCGCGCGCUGAGCCGCUUCUAUGCCCUCAGGGAGAUGCAAGUGAUGGGCAGCUGCCUGUGCCAUGGGCACGCCAACCGCUGCCUGCCCGACAACUCCUCCAGCAUACAGGUGGGCGACCGCUGUGAGUGCCAGCACAACACCGCCGGGGUGAACUGUGAGCGCUGUGCUGACCUGUUCCAGGACCGGCCCUGGAGGCCUGCCGAGGAGAGACACACGCACGCCUGCCAGCGUUGCGAGUGCAAUAACCACGCCCAGAGCUGCCGCUUCGACCAGGCGGUGUACGAGGCCAGCGGGCGGAGGAGUGGAGGGGUGUGUGAGAGCUGCCAGCACCACACCACAGGGCUGCAGUGUGGCCAGUGUGCCCCAGGCUACCAAGCCAACCCCCGCAGCAGUAUGGACCAACCGGACGCCUGCACACGCUGUGUCUGCAGUGUGGAGGGCGCCGUGGACGGAGGGCAGUGUGACGAGGUCGCGGGGUCAUGCCGCUGUAAGGCCAACGUCAAGGGAUCCCGCUGCGACCGCUGCAAGAGUGGCUACUACGGCCUGAAGGUUUCCAACCCUCUGGGCUGCACUGAGUGCUCCUGCUCUCCGGACGGCUCCAGCUCCCACCUGUGUGACCCGGUGACGGGGCAGUGCCCCUGCCACGCCCACUUCCAGGGCCUCACCUGUGACCGCUGCUCCACGGGCCACUGGAAGCCAGUGUGGGAGAGUGGCUGUGAGAGCUGUGGCUGUGACCCGACCAACUCUCUCAGCGACACCUGCGACCAGUCGACAGGCCAGUGUAAGUGCAGAGCAGGCUUUGGAGGGCGUACCUGCACCGAGUGUCCAGACAACAAAUACGGAGAUCCUCUGAUAGGCUGUAAACCCUGUAGCUGUGCCGCUGCAGGGACCCUUCUGGGAGGCUGCGACAGGAAGACGGGAGAGUGUGUGUGUCGCCUGGGGGUCAGCGGGCCACGCUGUGACAUGUGCAGCCGAGGUCACUGCGACUCCUUCCCCAUCUGUGAGACCUGCCCCCUGUGCUACUUCGACCUGGAGGCCCAGAUCGGGAACUUCAGUCUGAGCAUGAAGGAGCUUUCCCGCAGGGGGCCCUCCCCCCCCACCGGCCCCGGCCAGCCCUCCGCCCUGGAGCCCCGCAUCAGGGCCCUGGAGGCCCAGCUGAAGAGGAUCCGCUCCUCGGUCCCUCCCUUUCUGAGCUCGUCCCCUCAGAUGAACAAGGCCUUCGCUGAGCUCAACAGACUCAGGGACGAGAUGGACCAGCUGGACGGAGCAAUCUCCCCCCUGAGGCAGGUGCCGGGUCAGGACUCCAAGCUGGAUGCUCUUCAAGCUAUGCUGGACGGGCUGGUUCUCAAGUAUAAAGCCAAGAACUCUGCACUGAAGAAUACCACUAAUGCCGACUACACAGGGGCCCUCUCCACCAUCCAGAAGGCCCACGAUGAGUCUACGGACGCAGCCAAAAGUGUGGACGCCAGCGAUAAGAUAGUGGACCGGUCAGAAGCCACCAGAAAGGAAACCGAGGACCUCCGCAACAAAGUCCAGCCGGGAAACACCCAGGAUCUUGAGGAACUGGACAGACUUCUGGCCACCAGACCAGACUUGACACCGACGGCUCAGAAGGUGUGUGGCAGCACGCGUUCAGCUCCCUGCACUCCACAGAACUGCGAGGCCAGUGGCGAUCUCUGCCCUGUGGCGCCCCCAUGUGGUCGCGGCGAUAUGUGCGUCGGUGCGCUGCCUCUGGGGAAACGCGCUGUGUCUGAUGCCGCCGAAGUGAAAGACAGAGUGGGGAGUUUCAAUAGCAAGAUCGAACAGGCUGAAGAGCAGCUUGAAGAAGCAAAGAAAACAGCCAACCAAGUGACAAAGUCUUCAGAGAAUCUGUCUAAUGAGAUCAAAAAGGCCAGAGAUGAGCUGGAGACCGAUUUGAAAGACACACGCAACUUUGUGAAAGACCUCAGAGACUUCUUGUCAGCCCCCAACUCCAACCUGAGCCACGUGCAGGAGGUGAGUGACUGGGUCCUGAGGGCCAAGCUGCCCCUGAGCCUGGCGGUCCUGAAGAGGAAGCUGGAGGACCUGAAAACCCUGGCCGCCUCUCUGCCAGACAGCUCCCGCGUCCUGGAGCGGGCCGGACCUCCGCUGGAGACCGCACGCAGGCUGCUGCAGCAGGCCAAGGACGCACGGGAUGCUACGCUGGGAGUGGGGGCUGACGUGGACGGGCUGCUUCAGGGCUUUGUCUCCGUGGAGGACUCCAUCUCCAGCAUGAGGGAUAAACUACAAGACAGCAUGGAUACCAUCGAUGACCUGAACGCAGACCUCACAAAGGCCAGAGACCAGCUGACCCCAGCAGAAAAGGCCCUGAGGGAGCUGGCCCCCCUGCCCGGGGCCCUGCGGCCCACGCUGGACCAGCUCAGAGACCUCCUGCGCUCUGGGAACGGACUGGCUGUCAACGCGACAGAGGAGGCGGAUAGAGCCAGGGCAGAGGCCGACCAUGCAGCAAGGGACCUGGUGUCUCUGGAGAAGCAGCUGGACCUCCUGAAGGCGGCCGAGGCCAGCAGCGGGCCCAGCGACGGCUCGCAGCCCGGGGGUGACAGGCUGCGCGAGCUGCAGCAGGACGCAGGCUCUCUGGGGAGGGAGACCGGAGGCCUCCUCAGCUCCCUAGCAGGGCGAGCAGACUCGCUGCGCCGGCUGCAGGAAGACGUUCUGCAGAACUCUGAGCGGCUCCGCGGGCUGAACGUCAAGGUGCAGGGCCUCCUGACGAAGCUCCGCACCAGGGUCAAGGUCCUGUCUGAGUGCCAGGGCUGAGAGGCCCUCUCCUCAUGUGGCGCCGCGCUUGACAUUGCUGUGUGGACUCGGUCCUCCAGCUGAGUGACCAGAGCAGAACUCAGGAGCAGAAUGAGCAGGACCAUCAGGAUUAGUUGGAACAAGAUGUGUGUGUUACAUGUUAACACAUAUUCUGCUGUACUAUAGAGUACAGCAGAAUACGAGUGAGGUUUAACAAUUAAUAUUGGAUUAAGAGAAUCAAUAUGCACUACUUCACUACUAUCUAGAAAACUGAGUUUGAUUACAGUAGGAUGUCUUGAGUUAACACAGCAUCUGUGACAUAAUUAUAACGUAAUGAUCUCAUCACUUUUAGAAACAUCCUUUCAGAUAUCAACAUUGCGUCAACUCUUUAUCAGAUUAUUUAUAUUUUAUAUGUUUCAUUAAGUAUUUUGUACUCGCAAAAUGUUGUGGAGUUCACCCGUUACAAUAAAAGCUAUGUUUUACAUCUGG